Molecule: messenger RNA, 2109 nt
Organism: Stegastes partitus (bicolor damselfish)
Lineage: Eukaryota; Metazoa; Chordata; Actinopteri; Pomacentridae
Gene: slitrk1
Product: SLIT and NTRK like family member 1
Exons: 1
Coding region: 1-2109 (702 amino acids)
Biological process (GO): axonogenesis; positive regulation of synapse assembly
Cellular component (GO): GABA-ergic synapse; glutamatergic synapse; postsynaptic density membrane
Molecular function (GO): protein binding
Source: RefSeq, a predicted model, not a curated record
AUGCUGCUUUGGAUUGUUCUGCUGAAUGCGGCUCUUUGUGUUGCUAGUGGAAAUGUUACAAGGGACGUUUGUAAGGAGCAGAUAUGCUCUUGCAACGAGGUAGAGGGAGAUCUGCACAUAGACUGCGAAAAAAGGAGCUUCACCACUCUGCAGCAUUUGACUGGCCCCAGCUCGCAGUUCUACCACUUGCUCCUGCACGGAAAUUCGCUAUCCAGGCUAUUUCCCAACGAGUUCGCCAACUUUUACAAUGCAGUGAGCUUGCAUUUGGAAAACAAUGGCUUGCACGACAUUGUCCCCGGCGCCUUUCUGGGCUUGCAGCUGGUGAAAAGGCUGCACAUCAAUAACAAUAAGAUCCGAUCAUUCAGGAAGAGUACGUUUCUGGGGUUAGACGACUUGGAAUAUCUACAAGCUGAUUUUAAUCUAUUGAGGGAUAUUGACCCCGCCGUUUUCAGGGACCUAAAUAAACUUGAAGUGUUAAUACUUAACGACAACCUCAUCAGCGCGCUACCUAUAAACGUGUUUCAACAUGUGCCCAUUACGCAUCUCGACCUGCGGGGAAACCGAAUCAAAACGUUGCCUUAUGAAGGGAUCCUUGAGCAAAUACCGGGCAUUGCGGAGGUUUUGUUGGAGGACAACCCGUGGGACUGUAACUGCGACCUGGUUUCUCUUAAGGAAUGGCUGGAGAACAUACCGCAUAACGCGCUCAUUGGGAGGGUGAUAUGCGAGGCUCCCACCAGGCUGCAAGGGAGCGACCUGAACGAGACGUCAGAAGCGGAUCUGUGCCCUUCACAGAGCGGCGGCGUGGACACCAGCCUGGUCGCCCCUCCCACCCAGGAGGAGACCUCGGAGCUCCACGGCCCUCGUCCCACGCCUUACAAGCCCCGCGGAGACGCCGCCGGGCCCCCGACGCCUGGCGGCCACGGCUCCAAGAGCCACUCCAAAUCUCGUGAGAACUGGCAGCUGAAAACCAAGCCCACUCCGGUGGUGACAGGUGUGAACGGGGACAGGGAGCAGCUGCACAACAUGACGUGCCCCCAGCCCUGCAACUGCAAGCUGGUCGGCUCCAGACAAGGGCUGGGGGUCAACUGUGAGGGCAAAAAGAUCGAGAGCCUGUCCAACCUCAAACCCAAGCCCUUGGCGGCGCACGAACUGAACAUGAGAGACAACAACAUCCACGCAGUGAAAAAGAACCAGCUGCUCGGCUACUCGAGCCUCAACCUGCUUGAUCUGGGCGGGAACAACAUCAAGGUGAUCGACAACAGCACGUUCCAAAACCAGAGCGAGCUCAGGUGGCUGUACAUGGAUAAGAACUACCUGGAUACACUGAUAGCAGAGAUGUUCGUGGGCCUUGUGAAUCUGGAAUAUCUCAGUUUGGAAUACAACGACAUCCAGCUGAUAGUGGCAGGUGCGUUCGGCCCCAUGCCAAACCUGAGGGUUCUGUUCCUCAACAACAACUUGCUGAAAUCUUUACCCGUGGAUGCUUUCCUUGGGAUUUCUUUAUCCAAAAUCAGCCUGCAUAAUAAUUAUUUCCCCUAUCUCCCCGUGGCUGGCGUCUUAGACCAGCUCAACUCAAUCAUACAGAUCGAUUUGCACGGGAACCCGUGGGAUUGCUCGUGCAACAUCGUGCCCUUCAAGCAGUGGACGGAGAAACUCGGGGCCGACGUGAUCGUGAGCGAUCUCAAGUGCGAGUCCCCGGAAGAGUUCUGGAAACGCGAUUUCCGAUACGUGCGGAACGACCUCAUGUGCCCCAAACUGUACGACAGAGUACCCCCCACGCCCCUGUCCAAAAACAGCACUUUCACCCUGGACUCGGGGACGCGCUCGAACUCCUACUUGGAGCCGAACAGGGUCUCCAUCUCGGUGCUCGUCCCCGGGCUGCUGCUGGUGUUUGUCACGUCUGCGUUCACCGUGGUGGGAAUGCUUGUGUUUAUUUUGCGGAAUCGCAAGCGGUCAAAGCGGAGGGAUGGGAACUCCUCCGCCUCGGAGAUCAAUUCCUUACAGACAGUGUGUGACUCGUCUUAUUGGCACAGCGGGCCUUAUCACGCAGAUGGGGGCGCGCACCGGGGCUUCGACUGCAGCACGCACCUCUCCACGACAAACGAUGCGUAA